Molecule: messenger RNA, 1116 nt
Organism: Candida dubliniensis CD36
Lineage: Eukaryota; Fungi; Ascomycota; Pichiomycetes; Serinales; Debaryomycetaceae
Exons: 1
Coding region: 1-1116 (371 amino acids)
Source: RefSeq, a predicted model, not a curated record
AUGAAUAAUCAUAAUAUCAUAUUGGAAAUUAUUAAUGAUUCAUCAUUAUCUAAAAUAGAUAAAUUAUAUCAAUUACAAAAUGUCAUAACAACAUUAUCAAAGAAUGAUCUUAUAGAAUUAAAUGUAUCAUCAUCAAUAUCAAUCAAUAAUGAAUGUUUUAAAUUAAUUAUUAAUUUAUUAAAAGUUGAAUUAUUAAUGAUAAAUUAUCCUAAAGAACCAUUAAUUAAAACAAUAAUGGAACAAGAUUUAUUAAUGAAUACUACUGGUGUUAAAUUAACAACAACAACAACUCAUGAAAAUAAUUUUAAUAAUAUUAAUGAUGAUCAAUUGAUAAAUAUAUUUAUUAAAACAAAAUUAAAUGAUUUACAAAGUGAUUAUCAAUAUUUAUUUAAAGAAUUAAAAUAUGAUAAUUUUAUUGAUUUAAUUAAUAAAAAAAUGUUAAUUCUAAAUAAUCUCAACAACAGUAACAAUAACAAUAACAAUAAUUUUCGUGAUUUAAAAGAUAAAUUAAAUUUGAAAAUUUUACAACUUUAUUUACUUUCAAAUUAUGAUUUCCGAAAUGAUAAUAUUUUAAAUCAUUUAAUCAAUGAAAUUCAUGUCCAACAACAACAACAACAACAACAACAACAUCUGACUAAUACUAUUAUCAAUAAUCCUAGUAUAGAAAUAUUAAAACAAGUACAAUCACAACCAUUUGUAUCAUUUGAAUUAUUUAAUAUCAUUAUAAAUCAUAAUUUUAAUAAUGGUUAUUAUAAUAUUAUUAAUCAAUUAAUGAAAUUUGAUAAAUUAUAUCAUAAUAUAAUUGAAAAUAAUAUUAUUAAAUUAACUAAUUAUUUUAUAAAUUUAAAAAUUAAAACCAUUUAUCAAUUAUUUGAAUUAUCUUCAAAAUCAAUAAUAGAUAAUUAUCCUAUUAUUGAUAUAGAAUCAAUAAUUUUUGAUAUGAUAAUUAAAAAUAAAUUUAAAAAUAUUACUACUAUUGAUCAAUUGAAUCAAACUAUUAAUUUCAAUAAUGAUUUACAGAAUAAAAUUAAUAAUAAUCAGCAUGAUAAUAAUAAUGAUGAUGAUGGUAUAAAAUAUAUUGGAGGAUUAGUUAAUGAAGCAUAUAUGAAGAUUUAA